Messenger RNA from Mesitornis unicolor (brown roatelo), 1116 nucleotides. Its product is annotated as rho-related GTP-binding protein RhoG-like. Gene Ontology annotation, cellular component: cell projection; cell cortex; cytoskeleton. The record is from RefSeq and is a predicted model, not a curated record. The coding region runs from base 18 to 593 and encodes 191 amino acids. Gene Ontology annotation, biological process: small GTPase-mediated signal transduction; actin filament organization; regulation of cell shape. NCBI's taxonomy places the organism in Eukaryota, Metazoa, Chordata, Aves, Mesitornithiformes, Mesitornithidae. The transcript has a single exon. Gene Ontology annotation, molecular function: GTPase activity; protein kinase binding; GTP binding.
UCCUUCCUGGGUGAAGAAUGCAGACUAUCAAGUGCGUCGUUGUCGGAGAUGGCGCCGUGGGCAAAACUUGUCUUCUCAUCAGCUAUACCACCAAUGCGUUCCCAGAAGAGUACAUCCCUACUGUGUUCGACAACUACAGUGCCCAGAUGACUGUUGAUGGCCGGACAGUUAGCCUGAAUCUCUGGGACACUGCAGGUCAGGAGGAAUACGACCGCCUGCGCACGCUCUCGUAUCCCCAAACCAAUGUAUUCGUCAUCUGUUUCUCCAUCGGUAGCCCCUCUUCCUAUGCAAAUGUGAGGCACAAAUGGCAUCCUGAAGUUUCUCACCACUGUCCGAAUGUCCCCAUUCUUUUAGUGGGCACGAAGAGAGACUUGAGAAAUGACCUGGAAACAGUUAAAAAGUUGAAAGAGCAAAGCUUGGCUCCCACUACCCCACAGCAGGGGACUUCGCUGGCUAAACAAAUUGGAGCAGUCAAAUACUUGGAGUGCUCAGCAUUGAAUCAGGAGGGUGUUCGGGAGGUGUUUGCCGAAGCUGUGCGUGCAGUCCUGUAUCCCGUGACAAAGAAGAACACAAGAAAAUGUGUCUUGUUGUAGUUACCUCGGAUGAUGGAUGUUCAGAGUUGAUACUGACUAGAACCUUGGAGGGUUCUGUAGUGAGUUAAAUUGAAGAGUUUCAUCUUGCACUAACAGCUGUAAGCAGAACUGGUUUAUGCAACGAAUAUUCUUGCAGUCUUAUUGCUUCAGGGAAACUGAAACAGAACAGGUUGUUUUGUGGUUUGUUUUUUUUUCCAACGGAGAGGUCAAAUACCUGCUUUAUUUCUAAAGUUCCAGUCUCCAGCUUCUCCAGGGAUCGCUUGGCUUCUGUCCAUAUUUAGCAGAGGAAAACAAAAGAAGCGACUUCUUUGAAGCCAGACUUUUUUACUAGAUAGCCAUCAGUUACUAGAUUUGCUGAAAAGCACCAAUUCUGGUAACUUUGCUUGAAGCAUCGCUGCUGCUUUUCCCAUCCCAUACAUACUGAUUGAAUUUGUUUUACAAACAGAAGUCUCGCUAUUCGGUUGUUUUGAUUUGUCAAUUUAAAGCUUGAAAACUACUUGUUUACAUGCAAAAAUGCCUGAAA